GACGCUCUAACCGCUGAGCCAAAUCGGCCAGGGCUCGUGUCUGUCUUAAUAGAUGACAGAUUCUCACGACUGCGUCAGCAUUCACUGUUGCCCUAGCAUACGUCAUGUAGCCUCUGAAAAGCUCCUCUGUACACCCGUGAGAGAAUGAGAGAGGAAAGGCAGUUAUGUCCUAGUAUUAUUAUGAAAACAAUUUUAACUAAAUGGACCCCCUGAAAGGGUCUCGCUGACCACGCUUUGAGAACCGCUGAUUUAGAAUACUGUUUUCCUUAUUAUGAAAGAAAUUCCAUACGCGUUGUGGAAAAACUAAAUAUUCAGAAAACUGGAAAGAAGAAAAUGAAAAUUGCCCAUCAUGUUACAAUUCAUUGUGUUUGUAUUUUAAUAAUAAAGUGUCGUCACUGACUGGUGGCUUGGAUUCCAGGCAGGUUGGGCAGAUGUCAGUGGCCUUCAGGUUUUGAAUGGGGACAAGAAAGCUCUAAUAUUCCACAACGCUGAUGCCAGUUCCUGGUUGCAGGCGGACCUGACCUGGAACUCUCUCCUUGGCCAGUCCUUUCUAAGGAAUUCACCUUCCAGAGCCCACCUGCACAGACCUGCCAGGGGACCCUCUUAGGAGCAGAGAAAAUGGUGAUCUUCAGGCAGCUCUCCCUGGGUGUGAAGGCUGCCCUGGCGGCUGGCACUGUCUUCGUGUCCAUGAUUAUCUCCCGCUCCUACCUGUCUGAGAGCCUGGAGCUCAGGGCCUGGCGUUGGCUGUUCCGCCUCCAGCUUGCCCUGUUUGUCAACUCGCUCAUGCUUAUUGGCUCCCUCUACAUCUGGCGUAGCACAGUCAGCAACCUUAGCCAUUCCCCAGCCACAGAGUCAGCCUGUUUUCAUCUUUGGAAGAUGGCUGUUGUGACAUUUCUGGCCCUGGCCCACUCUAGCUCCUUCACCAUGCUCUUCUUAGUGGCCGAGGAACCCUAUCUCUUUUCCUUGGCCGCCUACUCCUGCCUCGGGGCCUACAUCAUCAUGCUCUUCUUCCUCUGUACCCUCAGCGGCAUGGAGCAGGCCUACCAGCUCUUGGCUUGGCGCAGUGGUAGGGUCGUGGGCAGCCUUGACAAGACGAGGAAGCUGGCACUCAGGCCAGCCCUGGCAGUGGUGGUGACCGCCAUACUCAGCAUAGCCGGGCUUCUGAAUGCUGCCCAGCCCCCAGUGGUGAAAACCGUGGAGGUGCCCAUCCACCAGCUGCCGCCCUCGAUGGACAACCUCAAGAUUGUGCUCCUCUCAGACAUUCACUUGGGCCCCACGGUGGGCAGGACCAAGAUGGAGAUGUUCGUGAGGAUGGUGAACAUGCUGGAGCCGGAUGUCACGGUGAUCGUGGGUGACCUCUGUGAUUCAGAAGCCUCGGUCCUCCGGACAGCUGUCGCUCCUUUGGGCCAGCUUCGUUCACGCCUGGGCGCCUACUUCGUCACAGGGAAUCAUGAAUACUACACGUCAGAUGUCAGCAACUGGUUUGCAUUGCUGGAGUCCCUGAAUGUCAGGCCCCUUCACAAUGAGAACGUGAAGAUUUCUGCCACUCGGGCCCAACGCGGCGGUGGUGAGGAUGAUGACUGCAUCUGCUUGGCCGGGGUGGAUGACAUUGAAGCAGACAUCCUGCACUACUCUGGCCACGGCAUGGAUCUGGAGAAGGCCCUGGGGGGCUGCAACCCAGACCACGCCACCAUCUUGCUCGCUCACCAGCCCCUGGCUGCCAAGAGAGCCCUUCAGGCUCGGCCGGACAUUAACCUGAUCCUUUCUGGGCACACGCAUGCGGGGCAAAUCUUCCCCUUGAACGUGGCAUCCUAUCUCCUGAACCCCUUCUUUGCUGGCCUCUACCAGGUGGCCCAGACCACAUUUGUGUAUGUCAGCCCAGGCACGGCCUACUAUGGCAUCCCCAUGAGGUUGGGUAGCAGGGCGGAGAUCACAGAGCUCAUCCUGAAGCGGGCUCCCUGAGCCUGGCCCUACCCCGCAGGCAUCUUUAUCUUGAUCACCCUUGCCCUCACUCUCCCUCCCUUGUCACAGCGGGUUGCCUGCUUCACGCCCUCCAGCCUUGCCUGCCCCGCCCCGCUGAUACACCCUAGUCCAGCCUGGCUUGAACAGUGAUUUGUGGUAAGGCUGCCUAGCAGGUUACUUUGUAGAUGGCCAGUUGCUUCUUUAUAUGCAUUUAUGAGGCCACCAAAGUCACACAUGUAAGAACAGGGCAUCUAUUUUCCAGAUGAUGUGAAGUAAACCCUCCUCCUCUGCAGCGCUCCCAGGAAUAAACCGAAACUUGGGGUUGCUUGAAAGGGAUGCCUCUAGAAAAUAGAGCAGGGGAGGAAUUCCAAGUGAUUUUUAAACUCUCUUUAGGACUCAGGCAGUUCCCAGCAUCACUGAUGCAGAGCUUUCUGGGUACAGGGCACGUUGCUAGGUAAGCGGGGAGAGCAGGCAAGACGGAGGCCCCUCUGGCUGCUGGAGAAGAAUUUUCUUCCCCUCCCCACCCCUUUGGAUCAGAGUCCCCUUUAUUGAGGAAACCAGCCAAACCUGCUGGAAUAGAGUUCAUCCUAGUCCAGACCUUGAGCGAUGCUACUUCACUGUCUGUGCUCCCCUGGGCCUCGGGGUGGGGGUGGGGAGGAAAGAGCACUAUUGUGCGUGAUGGUAAUAGCGCUGCACGGGGACUCAGAGGGUGUUCACCCCCUUUUCUACAAUUCGGUGACGAGAUUAGGGGCCGGCUCCUUUUCCCCAUUUAGAGAUGAGGAAAUAGCAAAGAGCCGUAGGUAGGGCGUUGGCAACAUGACAAGGUGUGUAGGACAUCCUGGGCUAGGAGGUACCCAAGGCAUCUGCCUCGCAGUGAAAAUGUUCUUUCCACUGUCUGGUGGUUCCGGAUUCAGACAGUUACCGGAAGUAUGAGAAUGAGGGCCUGGAACCUGAUGUUCUUUCAAAGUGGUUUGCUUGAGUUCACCCAGAACUCCAUGGGCCGGGGCCGGGAAGGGACCUGGUUUCAGGCCAGUGCAGGGUGUCUUUACGUUGGAGGAAGAGUCAGGAAAUGAGCCCCACCCCAGACCCAGGUUUGGGUCUGGUGUGUGUGUGUGUGUGUGUGUGUGUGUGUGUGU
Messenger RNA from Molossus molossus (Pallas's mastiff bat), 3098 nucleotides. It is a transcript of the gene TMPPE, whose product is annotated as transmembrane protein with metallophosphoesterase domain. The transcript has a single exon. NCBI's taxonomy places the organism in Eukaryota, Metazoa, Chordata, Mammalia, Chiroptera, Molossidae. Bases 619 to 1962 code for a protein of 447 amino acids. Gene Ontology annotation, molecular function: hydrolase activity. The record is from RefSeq and is a predicted model, not a curated record.